Lactuca saligna is the source of this 1371-nucleotide messenger RNA. Lineage: Eukaryota; Viridiplantae; Streptophyta; Magnoliopsida; Asterales; Asteraceae. The record is from the annotation of a GenBank genome assembly.
AUGCUGACUGUUCUUGAGAAUAGCCAAGUAUCUGCGCCUCCUGCCACCGUUGGCGACAGGAUUCUCCCGCUUACUUUCUUCGACACGAUUUGGCUUUCCCGCUACCCUGUCCACCAGGUUUUCUUUUAUGACUCAAUCCACUCUAAACAACAUUUCUUGGAAACAAUUGUCCCAAACCUCAAAAAUUCAUUAUCAAUCACUCUUCAACACUUCUUCCCAUUUGCUGGAAACAUAAUUCUAUUUCCUAAUACUGUUGAAAAAAAACCCGAAAUACGUCAUGUAGAGGGCGACUCUGUUGCAUUUACCAUUGCCGAGUGUACUCUUGAUUUCAAUGAUCUUAUAGGAAAUCAUACUCGUAAAUGUGACAUGUUUUAUCCACUUGUACCUAUAUUGGGACAUGCAAAACAAGGAUCCGACUACCUUAUCAUCCCAACUUUUUCAGCGCAAGUUACACUUUUUCCUAACUCCGGCUUCUCUAUUGGGAUCACCAACCACCACUCCCUUGCUGAUGCAAGCACAAGGUAUCAUUUCGUCAAGGCAUGGAGCUCGAUUGCUAAACAUGGUACAGAUGAGUUUCUCUUAGCUAGUGGAUCUUUACCUUUUUAUGAAAGAGUCAUUCAAUACCCGAGCUCCUUAGAUGAAGUCUCCUUAAAUAUACCCGGGACUCGAGCUAUUAAUAUGGAAUACCAGCCUCCUCAGCUUGUUAGCCCUACAGAUAAAGUCCGGGUCACCUUUGUCUUGACCCAAGCACGCAUCAAUGGGCUAAAGAACUGGUUAUCCACUCAACUGCCAAAACAGGAAUACGUAUCAUCUUUUUCGGUGGCAUGUGCUUAUAUGUGGCAUUGCAUAGCCAAAUCUUAUGUUCAUAUAGGAGAAAGGAAGGGAGAGGAUGACGUAGAAAGGAUUCUUUUUGGUGUGAAUUGGAGGUCUCGCUUGAAUCCACCGGUUCCUGAAACUUAUUUUGGUAACUGUGUAGGCGCAUCUUUCACAGCAAAAGUAAAAACCACAGUCUUAGCAGGCGACAAUGGAUUUGUUACUGCUGUUGAGUUAAUUCGAAAGACUUUAAGCGAAACACUAAAGAAGAAGAAUGGAGUGAUUGAAGAUGCGGAGAAGUUGAUUAAGUCGCUAUUUACGCCAGUGCGAGGGUUUAAUGUGUCAGGAUCACCGAAGAUAAAGUUCUAUGAUGUGGAUUUUGGAUGGGGUAAGCCGAAAAAACAUGAGACCAUAUCAAUCGAUUAUUUUAGUAUGAUUUCUGUUAAUGCUUCAAAAGAGUCGGAUGCUGAUAUUGAAAUUGGUGUGUCCCUUCCUGCAAUACAAAUGGAUGCGCUUCUUUCCAUCUUUAGCGAGGAAUUGGAUGCCACAUUUCAGUGA